Molecule: messenger RNA, 1779 nt
Organism: Psylliodes chrysocephalus
Lineage: Eukaryota; Metazoa; Arthropoda; Insecta; Coleoptera; Chrysomelidae
Source: the annotation of a GenBank genome assembly
AGAGGGAGCAAGAAAGGAACCCAGGACCGAGCGCCGACCCGACCGCUUCAACCGGCUUGUUUCUUGUUUAUUCAAUCUUUGUGCUGCGAACUGCGAAGAGUUAUAUGAUAAUAAAAACUUUCCGAUCCGACUGUCUUAUUUUAGUGGAGUGUUAUUUCAAAUUAUCCCGGUUGAAAUUCGAAACAGUUAUUGAACAUAUACACACUGAUUGGUGUUAAUUGCAAUUUGCAAUCAAGUGUAAAAAUGGCUUUGUCAAUUUUUAGGAAUUGUGUUAAAAUUGGUGCAAAUGUCAGCCAGAGAAGCGUUGCGUUCGAUGGCGUUCUUAAGAAUAAUGUUAAAACUAUGACAUGUAAGUGCGUACCCACAGCAGCGGCGAAUUUUAAUAAUUACGGCCAUGUUAGAGAUUACAGUAGCAAACAUCAUAAACACACUCAUGCAGAAAGGAAAUACAACACCAGUUCCGAAUCGGACAGCGACCUAGAAUGGAUUGGACACAGGGGUGAAUCGGAGUUUUGGAGAAGAAAAAUCAGAACUUUCCAUUCUAUCCUGGAUCUGAAUAAAGACGGCGUCAUAUCCUACGACGAUUUUAAAAUUCUCUCUGACAGAUUCAUAAAUUUGGGCCACUUGCAAACAGAGCAAGUCAAAAAAUUCCAAUCUACACUCAAGAAUCUUUGGGAGAAGCAAUUUGGAGAAAUAUCCCCUUACAAUCUAGUUCCAGUAGAAAAAUAUUUAGACAAUAUGCAUCACGUUUUAAAUGAUAAGAGAUUAGUUAGGAAGGCCCAUUCGUUUUUACCUUAUCUUUUCAAGGCUGUGGAUAAAGAUAGAUCGGGCGAAAUAACAGUAGAAGAAUUCAAAUUGUUCUUCAACGUGUUAGGCCUCAACGAGGAAGAUGCCAUUCUGGCAUUUAGAGCCAUUGACUCGAACGGCGACGGAAAAAUUUCCCAAAAGGAGUUUGUCAAGCACGGCAGGGAUUUCUUCUUGACUGAAGAACAGGACAGGAUUAGCAAAUAUUUCUGGGGUCCCCUCGUUGAACACUAACUAGCCAUUUUUUUUUAUUGUUACUUGCGCAAUUAGAAUGUGUUUUUGGAGGAAGUAGGAUUUAAGAAGAGAAAUAAUAGAAUUUUGUGGGAGGUUGCAAAUUUUUAAAUGCUAAGUUUUAUGUUUUGAUUUAUUUUUGAUACACUUGAUUGAUUUGGUAAUUUUUUGUAUUUUUUUAUCGAAUUUUAAGAGUUUUUUUCAUGGAUUUCAUGGAGACAGUUAUAUCUCUAAAACAUUAAUCUAACAAUCUUUCCGGUGCAAGUUAAAAUUGUUUUUAAAGCAUGAACAAUAAUUAAAAAUUGGAGAGAAAUUAGAUAUUUAAAUCUUACACUUUCAAGAAACAACAUUAAUAUAAUCCUAUUUAAUAAUUAAAUUACUUGGUUAUAAAGUUAUUUUAGAAAUAAGAUUUUUUAAUAUGAGGACAACACAAAAGAGUCCCCAUUUUUUUUCCGAAAAUUAUAUAGAAAAAUAUUUUCAAGCUACAUAACAGAGUUAGUCAUUCUAUUUUUUAAUUUACAUAAAACGGAUGCAUUUUCUGUUAACUUUCUUAUAAGAACAUAUAUGAUAAGUGAAUAUGGUAACAUUCCUAAACUAGACUGACAUCACUGCUGCGUUCAUAACGCAGUAAUUUUUGAUAACGAAUAUUUUACCAUUUUAUUUGAAUUCAUUUUGUUGCCAUUUUUUGGUAAUUUUACAAUAUUUGUAUAGGUAUUUUUAGUAAAUAUAUAACUGAAACCUUAA